CUCAAGUCGUCAGUCGUUAGCCAAAAGUCGGACGAGAUUGCUGCAAAAUUAAAAACAUCUUCGGUCACACGCGCGCAUAUAUAAUAAAAAAAAACAGAAAGAAUAAAAACAAAAAUACUUCCGACUUUAUAGACUUUUACACAGAUGUGUAUAUAUUUUAGUGUGUACAGGCUAUAGUUAAAUACAAAGUGACCGAGCACAAGGAGCAAUCGGGCCAAGAGAAGAUCGGACUAUCGUCUCAAGUUACCCCUCUUAUAUAUUAUUAUAUAUUCUUUAACUUGGCACAAAAAUCGUCGUCGUCGGCUGCGGGUGGAAACCACCCCUUCGAGAAAUGUUCUCUCCAUAUAUAAAAUUUAGUGUAAUUUUCUUCGCUUUAUAAAUAUUUACCCUCACACACACCCGGCGUCCUGAAGCAGCAGCCGAGCUUCUUCGACCCACCCUCGCCCCGCACACACCCUCGACCACCCUCUCCAGUGGUCAAGACCAUCGGAGGAACGCGCGCGUGCGAGCAGGGGGACCUUCCCUCAGUGUGUUUUAGUUUGCCAACCACCCCGCAAGUGUCUGCUGUCGGGCGCGGCGCCGCCGGAGAUACCAAGGAGUCCUUACGAGAGACGAGACUCCUUACGGUAUUAUCGUAGCUUCAGAGAAAGUCGUGCACCACAUCUAACUCGACUCUCUUACGGUUCGGACCUAAAAAACAGCGUGUGUGUAUUUUCUUAGAUCCUCGGACUAAAAAAAAACGGGAAUCGUCAAAAAUUCAAAACUCAGCAAAAACCCGAAUCCGGAUUCGAGUUUCGUGAUUUGCAAAUUUCGAACGCAAAAAAGCAAAAUCAAACAGUUUCGCGAAAAAAAACAUCAAAAAAUCGUGUUGAUUCCAGAAGCUCAAGAACAAAAAAUACAAGACCAACCAUCUGCACUCAGCCUCAAUCAGCAAAAAAAAAACAACAAAAAAUCAGCAAAUCGUCGAUGAAGAUGGAUCCAAGCCGUGUUUAAAAGUCGCUGAACGAACACCAAACGAGGAUUAAGUGGUUAAAACAGCAAAUAAAAAAUAGUGUUGCGCAAAAAUAACAUCUUGCAAAAAAAAUUCAAGAAAAAUGGCCCCCAGUCUGCUGAACCAACAACGUGCCAUCGUGGAUACCGUUUUAACCGCGUGCCAGCGAUCGCGUACCAGCCAGCAGGUCGCGGCCAAUCCUCGUCAGGGAUCGUCAUCUAGCUUAACAUCAUCAACAGUGUUCCCACCACCCCGCGUGGUGUUCUUGCUUUGAACAAACUCUUUAGUUGGACUUUUGAGUUUCAUGAUAUAAACGACAAAUAACAACAGCAAAAAAUACAAACGACUAUAUCUAGUGUGUGUGAAAUGUUCUCCAGGAAGUGGUAUAGAUAUAACAUAAAACAUCUUGUUUCAUUAAUCGGACGGAUUAAGAAGAGACAAACUGCUUAAAUACAAACAAAAACAAUUAAAACAAACAUUCGAAGAAGAAGAAAAACGAUGCUUACAGUGAACAGUGCCGCCAGUCACAAUGGGAAAAGUACGCAAACUGGUCAAAAUGUUGCAAAAUGUCAUCCGAAAAAAAUGAGUGAAAAAUUAUGCGAAACAGCAAAAUGGUCAGACAACUACAAUGACGAUUGAUGCAUGCAAUCGCCGUUGGGACUACUAGCAAAGUUAGUGGCAGCAGCAGAAGAUAAACCUAGAGUUAAUGUGCUACAAAACUGCUCGAAUUCUAGCAGUUGAGAAGAACGCAAAAAAAAAACAAACAAACAACCAAAAAAAUACAACAUUUUUUCCCCCGCGCGACACGUGUUAGUGAAAAUGUGGCACUCCCCACCCACCAACGUGGUGGCGGUGCAGCGACACACACAGUGUUGACACUACAGAAGAACCACCAACCCCCCCGAAAGUUUAGUUUGUCGCAAUUUUUUACUACUGCAAAAAAUCCCCACGACAACACAAAACCGUUUAACAAGACCAGUGAGAGUGAAAAUUUUCGAACCAAAACAAGCUGAAGAAAAAUCAAGAAGAAACAAGUCUGAGUGAAGUAUUUUUAAGUUUGAGCUAAUAGAACAACAGCAGCAAAAACAAUACAAAUUUUGAGGAAGACACGAGACAAAUUUGGGACACUGAGACAGUGUGAAUUGAAGAAGGAAGAGAAGAAAAAGAAGAAAAAUCACGAACUAAUACAAAGACUACUUAAAUUGUGCAACCAUGAACACUAAACUAGGCUAAGCCGCAACGGACGCUAAAACUGUGGAACUACCCUCGUGGAAACGAGCAACUUCGCAAACGGCGCCGGAUGACAAAUUGAUUCCAAACUCCGACGACAAACAAAGUACCCAAUUUUGACAAAACCGAAAAACAAAGAGAAGAAAAAAGUGAAAGUGUAAGUGUAAAGUCCCCAAACGAGAAAACUGGAAUACUCGCCCCCGAAUACUACAAACACAAAAAAAACAACAAAACAAAACCAAACGAAAGUGAAACCCGUAAAAGUGAAAGUGAGCAAACCGAAGAAGACAAAACAAAAGAGCAAACAAUCACGGUUAGUGUGUUGAAACAAAGCUAGCGAAAAAAAAGUCCUUUAAACCACCCCACCCUCGAUACCUCUACAAAAUACACCGAUUCGACUUGUACCCGAAGUUUACCAUAAAAGCCAGGUCCAUGCGAUGGAAGGGGAAUCCUAAGGCCGGGUUAAGAGAGGGGUAUUGUUCGGAAUCGUUGGAAGGGGACGUCGUCGUCGUCGUCAGCAGCAGUCGUCGUUUUAGUCGCAAUAGUCAACGCUCAAGUCUUCGUAUGUACCGCCAACGUGAAUCUUGGUGCUCCUGUUGUAGUAAAAAGACUCGAAACGUAGGCCAGCAGCAGCAGCAACAAUACCAACACGAUCGGGCACAAGCACAAGCAACAACGUGGAGUGGAGGGGAGAGUUUCUCCCACCGUGCGCUGGUCCGUUGGCCAAUAACGCUGUUUGCCUCUUAUGAUGUCAUCAGAGGAGGACAGUGAUUCUUUCGGUUUGUACGUCGAUAAGUUGCUAAAGAAAAACAAACGAGCCAGACAGCGCGUAGACGCGGGAGAGCCAAGAAAUAGUUAUUCUUCGAUACCGAACUUCAGUUCAAGACCGUCCUUGAUGAGCGGCGGUCUAUACGGGGCUAUUUUUAGCCAAAGCCAGCAGCAUUUCGGUGGACUGUUUGGUCCCAGUGGAUACGGGCCAGCCAACAAGAUGCUCAACGAGCUGUUGGGUAGACAAGUGAAGCAAGCACAGGACGCCAACGAUCCGGACAGUAUCAUGCUAUCGUCGAUCGAGGCAGCUAACGCAGCGGACAGCAAUAAUACCCCAACGAGUAAGCAUGGAUUCGAGAGUACGACGAAUCUGAACAACAACAACAGCAGUACGAACAACAAUAACAACUCGAACAGUAACAAUAACAACUCGCCCACGUCAGAUGGAUCUGGCAUGAUGGGUCGGAGAAACAGUAACAGUCAGAACAUGUUGGCCAACGCCGCCAACAGUGGCGGUAACAACAAUAACAACAGUAACAGUAACAGCAGCAGUGGUGUUAUAGACCUUGACGGUGGUUCUAGAACACCACAGCCCAACGAUCUGGCGCAUCACAUGUUGCGCAAUAUCCUGCAGGGCAAGAAGGAGCUGAUGGCCCUGGAUCACGAGCUGCGAACGGUGAGCAACCAAAGCAGUGCGCUCGGCGACCGGAUAUCGCCCGACAACAACAACGUGAUCAGCAAGAACAAUAACAUAUACGACAUUACCAAAUGUGACACAGUGAUGAACGGUGGUGAUAUUAGUGACUCUAGUGAUCUAGGUGCUAAUAACAACAACAGUGCUUCAACCAAAGUGAAUCAGAAAAACAACAACAGUGCGACCAAUAAUCAAACCAAUAGCAAUGACAACAACAGUCACCAACCCAAUAGGAAAAUUUCCCUAGACUCGAACAACAGCAAUUGUGAUGAUUUGCUAGCCUCGGAGCUGGCCCAUACCGAGCGGCUACUGAACGGAGUUGGCCUCAACGCCAACUCCACCGGUGGUCGAUGCUCGAGCAUAAACCCGAAGCAAGAAAAGAGUGAUGUGAUCGACGAGCUGGUGGCCUCCCUUCCGGAUGAAGCCGAUGAGACCAUGCCGUCACCUGCCUCUGGCAGUAAUGGAGUGAUAAUUACCAAGCAGGAGCUGGACAUUGACGAGUGUCUGGAGGAUAAAGAUCGAGACGAUCGGACGCCAAGUCCCAUUACCAGCAAGAACGAUACCGAAUCGCUCACGUUGAAACGGGCUCGGGUGGAGAACAUUGUGUCUUCUAUGCGGGCCAGCCCGGCGUUGAUGUCAUCGCAGUCAGGCCAAGUGAACGGAUGUAAGAAACGGAAGCUAUACCACCCGCAACAACACGACAACAGCGCCGCCGAGCGGUAUGCUGCCGCAGCCGCAGCUGGAUUAAAUCUGGGUCUUACGCUGCAGAACUUUAUGCUGGGUGCUAGCACCGAACCGGACGAUGACGAUGACGAGAUGGAGGUCACACCACAUCUCCACCAAAAGCGUGUUGAGAAGGACGUACUUAAGUCUCAGCUGCGAUCGAUGCAGGAACAACUGGCCGAGAUGCAGCAAAAAUAUGUGCAAUUAUGUUCGCGAAUGGAACAGCAGUCCGAUACCCAGGAGGUGGACGACAGCGUCAGUGAUAUCAUGGAGGACGACUCGAACCCUGACCUGACGCCGGACAAGUCCCUGAUACAGAGCUCGCCGGCAUCGACGCCGGUGAAGGACGUCGGUAAGAACGCGGACGCUUCCAGCAUGCUGCAGAUGAUGAGCAAAAUGAUGUCGGCCAAGAUCCACAGCCAACUGCCUUCGCAUCCUCACCUGCAGGCUGGUUUCAACGGAACGCAUCUCUUCCUGCAGCACAUGCAACAGCAAGCAGCUGGAUUGCCCCACGAAGGUAUGAAUCAGCACAACCAAAUGAGUAACGCCGCCAUGUACCAAAAACUGUUCAUGGAACAGGAAGCGCGGAUGGUGAAAGAAGUCGCUGAACAGCAGGAACGAAACCUGGCAAACACCAACCAGCAAAUGCUCCAACAGCAAGCGAUGCAGCAGCAACAACAACAGCAACAGCAACAGCAGGAAAGAAGCAUGCAAAACAGCAACCAGCAAAUGAUGCAACAGCAGGUUCAGCAGCAAAACCAAUCCUCUCAACCGCAACUGCAGUCUCCUCCGCAGCAACAACAGCAAAACCAGCAGCAGCAAAUGCAAAUGCAGCAGCAACAACAACAGCAGCAGCAGCAGCAAGGUGGUCAGCAAGGUCAUAUCCAGCCGCCACAGAUGCCUCAGUUGCCUCACCUGCCCCAGAUUCCCAAGGGUUCUACGAUCCCAUCGGAUUUGACGAGCCGGUUGAACAUGAUGCGAUCGAGUUCCAACUCGGUGGUGCCCAUGUCCGGCCAAGAUCUGGAAGGCCUAGCGGAUGUGUUGAAGACGGAAAUCACCGCCUCGCUGUCGAGUUUGGUCGACUCGAUCGUAACGAGGUUCGUGCACCAGCGAAGAUUCCUGGGCAAGCAAUCGGAAGCGGCGGCAGCAGCGGCCGAACAGUUGAACAAGGACCUGUUGAUGGCGUCUCAGUUGUUGGAUCGGUCCAAGUCCCCGCGGACAAAGGUUACGGCGGAUCGAGGACCUGUCGGCAGCGGUAGCAGUCAGUCAGGUAAUGGACCAAUGCUUAAUUCUAGUCUUAACAGUGCACCCAACCCGAACGUGGUGAACCAGUCUCCAGCUGGGAACCCGAUGAUCGCCGGUCAGCAGGGUAACGGGCCACGGUUGAACGGCACCGCGUUUCCACCCAUGGGAAUGCCGAUGCACGUGAACAACGCACCCCAGCACGAUCCCAAGAAUAUGAAUAACAUGAACCAGAUGAAUAUGCCACCUCAUGUUCGACCUUCUCCCUCUACAGCUAUGUUCCAACAGCCGAAGCCUCCGCAGAACAUCAACCCGGUAGCCGCCGCUGCGCUGUACAACUCGAUGAGUGCGCUUGGCACGAACCAGGUGAAUCCUUUCUGCAUGCCAGAACCCCGCGAAAACCCCGAACAGGCCGAAGCUCUGAGCCUGGUUGUGACGCCCAAGAAGAAGCGCCAUAAGGUAACCGAUACCCGCAUUACGCCACGAACCGUGAGUAGGAUUCUGGCCCAGGACGGAAUCAUUCCUUCCGCCAAUCCGAUCCAGCUGGAUCAGAACAAUAGCAACCAAGGUAGCAACAUGAGCAACAGCAGCAACCUGAACAGCAACAACAGCAACAGCGGUAACAAUAUUAACAAUAACAACAUUAACAGCAAGAACAACAACCAACAACAGCAGCAGCAGCAGCAGCAACAACAACAGCAGCAACAGCAGCAGCAGCAGCAAUUCAACAGCCAACCACCGAGUGUGCAAGCGAGCACCCCUACCGAGAGUCCCUCUCCACGUGGUUCGUUCCACCCUCCACCCCCGUCAAUGUUGCCCGUGUCGUUGCCGACGUCGGUCGCGAUACCAAACCCCUCGCUGCACGAGUCACAGGUCUUCUCGCCGUACAGCCCCUUCUUUAACCCGCACGGCCCCCCUCACAGUGGUCCGCAUGGACCGCAGCCUUCCCAGUUCCACCACAUGAAGGUGUCCUCGAGCCCGCCCGGCAUCAACGGCAUGAUGGACCCUCGAGAUUCGCCUCCGCUGCCCCACCCGCCUACGAUGCUGCACCCCGCACUGCUGGCAGCAGCCCACCACGGCAACUCGCCCGAUUACGGCCACAUCCGGGCGUCCAUGGACGUCAACGACCGGAACUCGGACUGCAACUCGGCCGAACUCAGCUACAACGGCAUGGAGCCUACUAUAUCCUUUUCAAAAUUUUCCUUGACUCCGGAGCACUCGUCAACAUUGACCCCGAUGCACCUGCGCAAGGCGAAGCUGAUGUUCUUCUGGGUGCGGUACCCCAGCUCGGCCGUCCUCAAGAUGUACUUCCCGGACAUCAAGUUCAACAAGAACAACACCGCCCAGCUGGUCAAGUGGUUCUCCAACUUCAGGGAAUUCUACUACAUUCAGAUGGAGAAGUACGCCCGCCAGUCGGUCAGCGAAGGCAUGAAGAACGUGGACGACAUCCACGUGGGCAACGACAGCGAAAUCUACCGCGUUCUCAACCUGCACUAUAAUCGGAAUAAUCAUAUCGAGGUGCCCCAAAAUUUCCGAUACGUCGUUGAGCAGACGCUGCGAGAGUUCUUCCGCGCGAUACAGAGCGGGAAGGACACCGAGCAGUCGUGGAAGAAGUCGAUUUACAAAAUCAUCUCUCGGCUGGAUGAUCCUGUGCCGGAAUAUUUCAAGUCUCCCAACUUCCUGGAACAGUUGGAAUAAGAGAGAGAGGAAGAAGGGAGAGAAGUUGUUGGAGGAGUGAGGAAACCCAGCAGCAAACACCGAAACCGCGCUGCCAACACCAGAAACCUGCAAACACCGAAAUCAAUAAACCAAAUUACUGAGGGAAAAAAAGAAUUAAUAAUAAAUUUAAAAAAAAGAUAAAAAGUUACUUUAUUAAUUAUAAAUUUAAAGCAAAUUAUACAAAAUUGUUAUCUAAACAAAUUUAAAGCAAAAAAGAAAUUUAAUUUUAGAGAAAAAAAAAGUAACACAAAGUAUAAAUAUAUUGUUUAAAAAGCAAAACGAAAACACAAACAACAAAAAACAAAACAAAGAACUAUUAAGCGAAAAGAGAAAAAACUGAAGAAGUAACAACAUUUGUGGUUCCUAUAAUGUAGUGUGCUUACGUCCAAAAAACCGAGCAACUACAACAGCAAGCGAAAACAACAGUGAAACAAAUAGAAACAAGUACUUAUAGACGAUAUACUCGCGUUUAGGCCUUCAUUUCGAACUAAAAACAAAACGUAAAGUGAAAAAACCCAUUCAUUGGACAAACCAAAAUUUAAAAAACAUAAAAAAUACCAAGCGAAACCACUCUCAGCAGCAUCACGAAAGCGAAAAAAAAAUCGUUCAAUCUAAAAUCAAUACACGCAAAACAAAAGAAACAAACAAAAACAUUUACGGAUAGAUUUAGUGAACAGAACAAAGACCUCAAAAUUUAUGCUAAUGCAAAGCCUAAAUUUAAACCCAAGUGUUUGACAUCUAAUGUAAAAAAAAAACUCAAAAAACCUCAAAGACAAGAUCAAGACGAAGAAGCGGCGGCAGCAGCAGCAACAAAAUUUAUAAUUUCGUGAAACAACUUAUGGAUUCACCCCCCGUAUUUGGAGAGUGUUUUGGAAAAGUGUGAACGAAAGCAUAAAAAAAAAGAUAACAAGCACGAAACAACUACAACAACAGCAUGUGAUAGAGCAGCGAGCAGCGCGAGAGAGGAUUUAGCGUUUUGGGAGCAAGAAACUCCAAACAACAACUGGGAGGAUCGCGAAAACAAGUUGCAGAACACUGUGCAAAACUAGUAAGUUUAAAGAAGAGGGUAAGGAGGAGUAAACUGUAUUGCAACUCAAAACAAUCAAUUUAGGGAAAGUUGAGCGAUAGUUAGGGCGAUUGAGAGUGAGAGAGAGAGGGAGAGGGAGCAAAUUUCAGGAGUACUGAAAAACACAAACCAAUCCACAACAUGUGAAAAUGGAUAAAAAUAUUGUAAUUAUUGAUGAAGAAAAAAAAACGUUUGAAUUUUUAGUCCUCAGUUCAAAACGAAUAAUAUUGAUCUUAUUUAAUCGAACAAAACUAAACCUUUGGAAGCGUUAGAAGCAAAACAUGUAAGCAAGUAUACAUUUUAGGCUAAGAUCUUUUAAAAACGUGACAGAGAGAUUGCCUCCCGUUUCACGCAGCACACCGAGUGGCGUUACGCACCGUUACGUUCGCGACCGGCAAACCCCCGGCCGGGCAGAACGAAUUGUUUAUCUUGUAUAUAUUAUUUAUUAUAUUUUUGACAGAUGUAAUAAAUUAUUGUUUAUUUUAAAUUGUACAAAGUUAUUAUCUAAAUUUUUAAAAAGAAAAAAAAAGCGAACGUUACUCCACUUUGCAAGUUGGACUGUUUAGGUAGCAAAAUUUGUUUUUGUUUUCAAAGGGGGCGAAACGGUCCCCAACUUUCGGCAGCGUUAGAGAACGAGAAAAAAAAACUUUUCGGCAAUUUUCGGCGAUAUUAGGUUUAACAUUCCUGGGUAGCUAAAUCGAUCCCGAUUGCGCACACUGUUUUGGCUAAAGUGUGUGUGCGCAACCGACCGAGCAACGCGUAACGUCCGCCGUCGGGUUUGACUUUUGCGAGCGUAACGCCUCUGUAACGACGAUGGGCAGGAAAUUCUCUCGCACACAUAAAUCUCGCAUCAAAAGCAACGUUUGAAACGAACUUUGGAGCAAAACAACAAACAAAAAAGUAAACUCUUUCGGUAAGAACAAAAAUUGUUAAUAGUCGUACCCGCGUGAGACAAAUACGCAAACUAUUUGAGCAAGCAAAAAACAUAACUAUUCGUAACUUUUAAGACAUAUAAAUUCAAAAUUAAGGCGAACAAAGUAAGCAAAAAGUGUACAUUUUUGAUGUGCUGAGGAAAUAAGUUUUAGCAUGUUAGGGUGGCAUUGUUUAGGGCUUAAGCAAGAUAUGUUUAUGAUUUUAUUUUCAAGUUCACGUUGCUUCUUUCUGCUUGUAAGAGAUGAUUUCUUGCUUCGAUUGGCUGAUCUGAUUCUGCGAGUUCGUAACAAUCUUCUAGAAUUCGGAAGCUACACAACUUUAGAACAAUUUUCACCAUGAAAUUUCCUACAAUAGAGUCAAACUGAUCAAUCACAACCGGGAAAAGAUUGUUACAGUUUUCUCCAGAAACAAUUAUUCCAAUCGAAACGAAAAAUCGUCACCUUGCAAAAUACAAAACCAUACCAAAGCAAAUCAAAAUCGAAACAGCUAAGUAACAAUCGUUCACUAGUCUAUACUUUUACGUUAUCGACUGAAGUUUAUUUAUUAUUUGGAAGCACUCCACCUUAACAUUUUAGGGGGUGGUUUGACAGACUAGUUGUUAGCUUAUUCGCAGCAAAUCAUUUAACAUUUACUUGCUAAGAGAAAAUUAAAACAAAAUAAUUCAAUCUGAACACGUUUUAAGGUGAGUUUCCUAGUCUUAUGUAAAUUAGGUUGAACGUCGUUUCUGAAAAAGGAAAAAAUACUAUUUCGAUGAAUUAAUCUUUUCUCAAAAAAUCUAUCACUUCGCGUUUCUAACGAAUAAAACUAAUAAUUUAAAUUUUGUGUAUAAAUUAGAACUAAACACUUUACGGUAAGGAUUGAAAAUUUAUUUAAACAAGCAAAAAGCAAACCAUGUAUAAUCAUUUAUUUAAGAUGAGGUGAGAGUAUCAAGAAAAGCUAGUUAUUUUUGUAACUGAAUUAAAAAGGUAUCUAUUAUUAUUAUUACUAUUGACAUUAAUGGAAAAUGUACAAAAAAUAAUAAAAUCUACUCGUACGAAAAGUUAUCACACCAAAUUUUUAUGAUUUCCGAAAAAUUGGCAAUUAUUCCUUCGAUUACUUCCAAAUUCACUUCUGUUCAUUAUGCUUAUCUUUUAAUUUUCAAAAAAAAAAUCACAAUGGUUCGCAAUCCUAACAAAAAAAAAAGACACAAAAUAUAUUUAUAUCAUGCCUUCAAAAUUAAACGACAAUGUAACUGAGAUUGUGAUAUUAAAAAUAUAGCUCCUCCAAGUCCGGGACAACCCAGGCGGGGUCAGUCAGCGAUGUCGACACUCCCCAAUUCCAGAACAUCGUCAGCUGGACCCAUCCAAAACUUCCACGCAAUCUCCCGGCGGUUCCUAUCUAGAUUUAAAUAAAUGCUGUGCGUACAACCCCCUUUUGACGAGCGUGUGAGGCGUUACAGAAAAUUUCCGUAACGCCACUCACCCAACUGUCAAAUUUGCUGCACGACCGUUGUAGCAACCAUUGUGUGACCAUUAUUUUUUCUAGUUAGACAAUGGUUGCUCGAACAACUGUGCAACUUGUUUGCUAGCUAGGUGCAACGUUCAACUCUGCAGUACUGUGAUCGAAACAAGAGACGUUUGAGAUGUUUUGGAUGAACCGGAUUGAUUUUGGUUAAAGUUUUGGAAGUUGUCGGGGUUAAUGGGGGCUCAAGUAUGCGGGGUUCCGGACCGGUGAGGGAUAGUAAAAAUUAAGGGAAAUUAAACUUUCGGUAUCUCAAAGAAAAAUUAAAAUAAGUAAGACGGGGCGGACGAAAACACACAAAUUUUGGAUAUUUUUAGGCACGUGAUAUAAAGUCAAAAAAAUAAUAAUAAAAAAAACACACCAACCUUUUGAAACACGUAACAUUUUUGGGGCAAAUGACACGCGACACGAGUUUUAAACCUGUUUCGGCCAGGGUGACCAAGAGACAAACCUUUCGGCUUGACUGGAAAAGGCAUUCUUCUGUUUGUUAUGGUUUGAUAUUUUUGUUUUUGGGUUUCGAACAAAAAAGGCGAACCAGGUUGACAGAUUCUGAUGCAAUCGAGUGGAUGCAAGCGAUUCUGUAAAAUGACCGACAGUGCCUUUGGUCCGAACCUCGGGAUUGAAACGGAACCUCGCCAUGGGUGACCAAAAUGUCCUCGCCGGAAGCCGUGGCGUAGCGCUUCGAGAACCAGUGACCAGCAACAAAACACAAACAGACACAACAGCAUAAAUGAAAAUAGAUAAGGCAUUAGUUCAUAAGCAACUCUCAACUUACAACAAAUACAAUAUAAAUGGUAGUGUUACAUUAUAUUUCAUUAUUCAAACCAGAACAUAACUUACUCUUAUAAUCAGUGUGUUUUAAACAAUAGUAUUGCAAGCAAACAAACAAUAGCCUACUCUCAUAAACAAUAAUCAACCAACAUUGAACGCAGCAUUUGAAUUGUACCAAACCAUAACUCACUGGUUCCGAAGGACUGCUCAAUUUGGACGCUGCGCCACGGACAGACGCCUCCGCACUCGUGGAACCCUUGACUUCCAGUCAAACCCGCAUUCCAAAGUCCCACCAAUGCCGACCGUUCAGGGUCCCAGUUCUGACUCUGAGGAUGCUCGCCUAGACCUGGCACCCACCCAACUGUCGCGUGGCCACCGGUUGCUCCGGGUCCACUUUCCGCGCCGUUCCACACUCGGGUCAUCAUCGGCGUGCCCGACAUUUCCACCGCGCCGCCCAUGCUGCCCCGAGAACCCCAAAGUUGUGGAGUUCUGUGAUUUUGCGCGAUUUUCAUCACGGUCCACAACUUUGCCCCCGGUUCCGACCAUCGUGGACCAGCCUUCGUGGACGGCCGAGAAACGACCACGGCUCCGGAACCGGCCUCCGGCUCGACGGUGUGCCCUCUAGUGACCAUCCUCACCUUCCACCAGGACGCCCCGAGCAGGCCGGGUUGAGCAGCACUUUGAUUUCUGUCCCUUUCGGGUUCCGGCCAGGUUCCCGGGAACAACUAAUAUUUCUCCGGAAGAAGCGAUGAACGCGUGCGCCCGUUUUAUUCAUCCAUUCGGACGGAUUCACGGAAGCUUGGCGAGCCCAUUGGGAAUCGGUUCCAUACGAACACCGCGGUUUGGCUAUUCCGGGAGAUGGUCCGCGCGAGGUGACCGUUUCGACCGCGGCGGACACGGGCUUGAGGCAUGUCGACUUUUCGGUUGCGCGCAGAAAUCGAUCCGGAAUCUGGAUGACCCUCAACUGGUGAACAAGUUGCACAGUUGUUUCUACAACGGUUGUUUGACAGAAAAAAAAAGUUACACAACUGUUGGCGCAACUGCAGUGCAACAUAAGCCAGUUUAAGUCUGGGAACGAUUUUUCUUUCCGUUUGUAUUUCUUAUCUCUUGUAAACGAAAACUCUUUGAGUAAAACUCUCCUUGAACUUCUCACAAAUCGGUAACCAAUUGGCAAAAAAAAUCAUCCGCAAAAAGGUAAGUGAUUUCCAAAUUUCUCCUCAAUUUUCAGGAACGCAAACGUAAAAUUCCGUUUCGUGAAAUUCUCGGAGCAAAAAAACACAUUCCAAACUUAUUUUUUGUACACUCAAUUAACGUCAAAGCGAGCGUAACGCCCGUAACGCACGCGCGCGCACAAGUUCAACCACGUGCCAGCUGCGCACGGGUUGCCUACCCGUAGGCGCAUCUCCAGAAUACGAACUCAAUACACGGAAAAGAAAUCUGCCAGCAAAUUCAAACGACAAAAUGUACAAUAGUGAAAAGAAAUAAAAAUGUGACACCACAGCAACAUUUUUCUGCAAAUGCAACAUUUGGUUUAAGUGGUGGAAUUUGUACGCGUGUUACACGGCGGGAAUUUCUUUGGUAACGCAGAACAUUAUCGACGUGAAGGUUGCGCGAAAGUGCAACACGCGGAGAAAAAAAAAAUCCUUACUCGAGUUCAAUUACGAAAACAUUAUUGCACAGAAAUAGGUGUAGAAAUGCUUACUUUUAUUGGUUUAAAAAGUGUAAAGAAAUGGGUUUGAUUAAGAGUGAUUUGAAAUUUUGAUUUUAACGCAAAUCACAGAGUUGAUAAAAAAAACCGGAAGCACCCAUAACGUACACGAGUUAACGCAGCAUCAGCAAAAAUGUUACUUUGCAGAGAUGACAUUUCUAGAAGCUGAAAACAAUUAAUUAGGGAGACGAUUUUAAUUUGCACAACCGCUCAAAAGUGGGACAGACAAUCGUGAAAGUGAAUUGUGAGGCAAUUGAAGUUUGCUUAAUUUAAACAACAAUAGAAUGGAAACGAUGAAUGAUAUUUAAUAACACAUACAAUUGAUUUGAAUUAACAGUUCCCGAUUGGCUUUUUUGACAGCAUUGACACAAAAGAAUGUGGAAAAUAGUUAACUUCGUACGAACAUCCUUAUUUGAAUUAAAUCGGGACCGUCAAAGGAUCUCAGCAAAACUGUUUGAAACAUUCACGAGUCGCAAUUCACUGCGAGGGUCUGCUCAACGCAAAGAGGGUUUGUAAUCUUAUUUUCGAAGUCAAACAAUUUCAGCAAGUUUUAUAAAGUCGAAGAACGCUCAACUAAAAAAAAAACAUUUUGGUAAAAGCAACAAACGCAAUACAGUUUACAGUAAUAUCCAUAAAACAAGCUACAGUGGAACAAUUACAAUAGAAGAAGCUUAAAGCACAACAUGAAGCCAACUUACAACAACAAGCAACAACACGUCAAACCACAACAGCAGCAACAUACGCAGUUAUGUUUGAGCAAGAUUUUUCAGAGUGUUAUAAAGAAACCCGUUUUAGAAACUGUUUGGCAUCGUUCUACUAAGCUAAGUUUAAACCAAAAUGGAGGAAACAAAUCAAUAUCAAGAAUCUUUUCGGACGCAUACACCUCGAUUUCAUUCCAGACCUACGUUUGACAAGGUUUUAAGAAAAGUUUAAUGACACAACAACAACAACAACAACAACAGCAACAACAAUAACAAUAGUCGUCGCAAUAGAACUAUUCCGAAGCAGGAUUACCAGAUUACUAACAACAAACAAAACAAUAGAUCAGAGAGUGGCGUAAAUGACUCCACAAAUGGGAUAAAAAACAGAAUAAUAUUAACCGAACUAGACUUACAUAAAACUUCAUAUAACGAACUCAGGGAAUAAUGGUGCAACCGUUCGAUACUUUCAUAUAACGCUGAAGAAAAAACUGUUUUAAUUUUGACAGAAAACUAAAUAGCAAGUAAUACUAAUCCUUAAUUAUCAUUACAGAUUCAAAUUCAAGUAAAAUAGCCAAAUAAAUCAUAUAUAAUCAGUAUUUGUAUUUACAGAUGAUGAAAUGAAAAAAAAAGCAAAACAUACACCAUUGUAUAGAGACAAACCAAUCUAACUUCCCCCUAAUCGCCAAUUCUAUGCAGCAGAAUAAAGCAAUAAAUAGACGAAACAAGCGAACAAAUAACAACCACCGUGCUAUAAUUGUAUGGAAACAACAAAAAAUAUAAAAACAGACAGAAAUCAAACCCACUUGCAAAGCAUACAACAAAAGACAAAAUUUCAUGAAACCCACACGCAGCAAAUGACUAAAUGAAAACUUUUUUCUAACUUUCUAGCAGAGCAGAGAGCGAGAAGCACAAUGGAAAAACAAACUCAUAUAUGAAAACAUGUAAUAAAAACAAAACAAAACAAAAAACAGUCAAAACAAGGAGACUCCUUGGAACCGUAAAUCUACCACAGAACGUUGGAAACAGUGGAAGAGAUUUUUCUUUUCAUAAGUUUUUCUGUUAAAAUUUAUCAGUGAAAAAUUGCAAGCAGCUGCCAAAUGGCAAACAGCAUGAGAAUUUGAAAAAAAAUAACAAGAUCAAUGCGCUGCUUGGUUUUCCAACGGAAACAAAAGAAGUAAAAAAAAAACUAAUCAGAAUCGAAUGAAAAAACAUGCGAACAAGAAAAAACAAUGAAGCAAAUGAGACACAAAAUUAAAGAAACAAUUUGAACAAUUCCAUUGAGCAGUCGGAAAACUAAAAAGGAGUAAAAUUCACAUUAAUUGGAAGGAAAGAAUGAAGAAUGAAACAAAGCAAAAAAAAAACUAUAUAAAAUCGAAAAUGUACGUAUAUAUCACGACUCAAAGAAGAUUCAAAAUUGUAUGCAAAAUUAUUAACUUGUAAAGAAAAUUCCAUUUUAGUUUUCAUCACGCAUUUAGGCUCGCGCGCUAAAUUUAACAUCCCAAAUUGAACGAUUUACAACGAUUAGUUUCAAAAACAACAUCAAGUCAUGUUUGGAUAAUUGUAUUGAACAUUUGGUGAAAAGCUAUUAGACACUACAGCGAAGCUAAAUGAAUAUUCAAGUGAAUUUAAUAUUAUAAAGAGAGAGAGAGAAAAAAAAAUAAAAAAGCACAAAAAAAUCUGUAUAAACUUUUCAAAGCAUUGAAUGAUAUUUUAAUUAUUCUGAAUAUUGAUUAUUUAUUAAUUACCUUAUAGUUUAUUCGUUUUAAUAAGUAAGUUAAAACGAAAAAGAAGCAAAUCGAAAGCGAUAAAAAUUGUAAUAUUAAAAAAAGCAAAACUCCGCGAGCCGCCAAUGGCCGACAAUGAACUGAGCUGCACAACGUGCAAACCAGCCCGGAGAGUUCCGUUCGAGGGGUUCCGCCAACUAAAAAGUGUCGAGCAGAACCAGGCUCUGACCCACCCAUUUCCGGUCCCGCCCGCCCACCCGGUGGAAGGGGGACACUCACGGAGAUAAUGCUGGGCGAGCCUGGGGGCUUGGCACACUAGCGGUUUCCACUUCUCGAACGAUCCGGGAAAUCGGUGCAAGUUCGCUGCGUUCACAUUCAGCAUGUUGGGCAUUUGUUUGAAUACUCACAAUCCACACUAACAUUACCCCUUUUGCGAGCUAGAUCCCAACGUGUCGGCCAUUGACGGGUGCCGCAACCCAUACACUUACACAUUUAAUGCAAAAAUGAAAAUGAUACAUUUAAAAUACAAUUUCAAAUUAUAAACAAAACCAAAAAUCUGAUCACAAAAAUUAACACAAAGAACGAACAGCAAAUAUAAACAAAACAGAACAAAACAAAAAUCUCGAACCAAACAAAAAGGCGGUUCACUUUUUAUUUGAAUAUAAAUGAUAAAUAACAUUACUGACAAAAAUAUCUAAAUGAAGAAAAUCGUUUGGCGAAUCACUUUUCAAACAGUCUGGCUAAAUGUUGAAACAAACCAUCAAGAUCACGAAAAAAAAGGGCGUCGCAAAACCCGAGCCCGCGGCUAAUCAAGCAAUUUAGACACGAAAGUAUACGAAAACAAGCAAAACAAAAGUAUCAAAUCAAGGCAAACUAAAACAGUUUUGUUACGUUUCAGAACAGGAUAAACCGGAUCAAUGUGUAAUAACUGAUUUUGAGUUGUUUAGUUUUGAGUUUCCUUCAACAAUACCAGUAAGAAGCAUUUCCCAGCGGACAACCAUCUCGUUUCGAACGUGGUUAUCUCUGGAAACACGAAACCUCUGAUUUCGAAUCGAAUGAUUUGUUGCGAAGAUCACCUUUGGUUUCCUAUAUGAACACUAUGAUUUCCAGUUUUUAAAAAAACCGUUACGAAUCGAACGAACUUUUUGGUUUUAAUAACAAUAGAAUUUUAUACAGAUUGCUGAGCAGAUUUAUGACGGUCACGGACGCGUUUCGGAGCAGGAUUUGGAGCUGGUAUUGGAAAGUGCUGAAUAAAUUCAAAAUUUUGCGCGCAAAUUAAGUCACACCACAGUCGGAUCGGUAAAUCUGCUCAGAGCAUAUAAAAUACACUGGAAUAAUUUUUCAUCGUUCAACGAAUAGCAAUUUUUUCAUUUCCAGUUGAGUAACCAUCCUCAGUUUUAGCAGAAAAAAAGCAUAACAAAUAUAAACUAAGUAACAGUCACGCAUUAGAAAUUUUUCGGAAAAUUUCACAGUGUUUACAACAAAACAGAACAAUGCUCUCGAAAUACCAGUACCGAAGCAAAAUUCAAAAUUUGUUGAUAUAUAUACCUAACAUCUAUAGCAAAACAACCAUCAGCGAUAUAACAACAUCACAAAUCUAAUCACGGAAGGAGUGAAGUAGAACAACAUCACAAGGUCAGAAAGACGCUGGCAACAUCUGGAAAAAGAAAACAAAAAACAACAACAAACAAUAUGAACAACAUCUUAUACGAAUAAUCGAAACAAAUUUUCACUUCUAUUUUUUGCAAUAGUAAAAAAUAUAUUUCCAUUCGUCUGACAGCACCCCUCAGCUGCAGCUACUGGAUGGCAGUAUAUUGAACAAAGUUUUUAGUUUGCAAUAGAAACCGGAAAAUUACGGCCGGGCCUAUCGGUCAUCCGCAAUCCGAGGUUCGCCGUCACCUGGGGGCGAACCGUGCUCGAUAGUUUUGGUCGUAUGUUUUACAAGACAAUACAAAUGACAAUUUUAUUUCUCAUAAUUUUUCACUCAAACCAACAGCAACAACAACAACAACAACAACAAUAGCAACAUCAAUUGUAACAGCAUCAAACAGAACCAACAACAUCUGUUUAUGAACAACCUGUAAAAGCAUCAAUUUUUCGACACUUUUCCUCUUUUUGGGGCAAGUUCCACCGCGCCCGGAAAAGUGUCCGGAAACCCCAAAAAAAACGACCAUCUAACAUCAGAAAUUAAAGAAAAACUUACAGAAAUACGGAUUAAAUGAGACGAAGAAAGUUUUUAAAGUUUUUCCAUUUAAUUUGCAAUAGACUAACCAAACCAAACCGGUGCGAUGUUACCAGUCUCGAUGGUCCCGAAGCCAACCCGGAAGUGUCCCCGUCCACCGUCCCUUGAAAUGAAACACCCCCCAGCGGAAACCCUCAGUCGAAGGCACAUUUUGUAAACACAAAAAUACCGUUGUAAGCCUGUAUUGUACAUAUGAAAUUCUUCGAUUGGGGAUCCUCCGUAACCGUCCCGAUCCGAGCCCCGGGACCUAGCCAAGACUAGCAAUAUCACGCCCAUCGAUGAAAUAACACACACAGAUAAAAGCAAAAACUGAAAUAAACCGGAAUAAUUUAAAGUACAACACAACAAUUUUUUAAUAAUAAUAUAUUAACGUACAGAAGCAAACAAUAGUAAUUAAUGAAACAAGAUGAUAUAUUUAUAUUUUUAUACAAAUCUUAUUACACAGACAAAAUCAUGCAACCAUACAAAAAAAGCAGUAUUUAAGCAAAACCAAAAAACCAACCGUAACCAAAUUCCAGCGAAAAUGAAACUAACAAACACAUAAUCGGAAUUCAAAUAACCGGAAAGAAAGUGAGAGAGAGAGAACAGCAACAGAAUGAUUGAGCAAGAACAAACACACACAAAUAUAUAGUCGUUUAUAUAUUGAACAACAUAAAAUCUUAAUCCGUAAAUUUUACCAUUAAGCAUCCUUAUUUGACAACGAUUUUCUUUUUCCAAAACCAAAGCAAGAAAAAAAAAACAAAACAAAACAUCAUAAUGAAAAAAAUAGAAAUAUGCGCGAACACUGACGACGAAUCAACAAAUUGCAGCUUAUACCAGCCGAUAAGCGAACAAAAAAAUCAGCAAAACUGAAACAGAAACAAAAAAUCAAGCAAAAAAAAGGCAACACGUAAAUCCACUUCUUAAAACAAGAGGAAACACUCAGCAGACUGUUAAAAAUGUGAUCAGAUAUAUAUUAUAUAUACUAAUAAAGUAAUUAAUUAGACAAAACAAAAGAAAAAAGGUAUAUUUAAUGAGGUAAAAAGCAUUAAAUUACAAGAAACACUGUAGAAGAGCUACAGAAAAGUCAAUACAAGAGACAAGAAGCGUGAAUGUAGCGGAUAGAAAGAGAGAGAAAGCGAGAGCAGAAGAGUAAAACAUAAGCCAAACACAAACGUAUUCAUUGAGGUCAGGCCUUUGGCAGCAGUCAAGGCGCGAGAGCUGAAUGAAUAUCAACCACAAAUAUAUAUUUUACUUUUCCUUGUUCUUCUUUUUUACAAAUAUUUGCGAAUAUUCGCUGUUUAAUAUUGAAAUUUUAUAUACAAAAUGUUUUUAUAUAUACACCAAAUUACAGAAGCACACACGCAGAAACAAGAAACAAAGACGAGCUCUACGCGAGUGAUACGGAUACAAAAACAAAAAAACACAACACAUAAAACAAACAAAUCUAAGCAAAAGCAAAUAUUUAUACAGUACGAGUAAGUUACAAGAGUACACAGAAGAAAACAAAAGAAUCUAACCAAGACAAAUAUAUAUAUAUUUAUACAAACAAAACAUAUAAGUUUACACAUAAUAGCACAAUAGAACAAAAUUGUUGAAAAAAUAUGGAAAAUUUGUACUGCGCCUGGUCGCUGUUGGUUUGAGACAAUUCGAACGCACUCACAUUUGGACAACCCCAAACAGGAAAAAAAAUACAAAACGUCAAAAUUCAACCCAAAACCGCAAACAGCCACCGUGCACACGUACAAAAUUUACGUAUUAUACAAAAAAACAAACCGGAUUCAGUUAACGAUUACGCCAGUUCAGUUGAAAUAGCCGCUCUGUACGUUUGAACCCAUAAAAAAAAAAUAUCUAACCACGUGGCCACCUUGGCGAACCGCACGGGGAAGUUGCGAAACCAGCGCGUUUUUGGGCCAGUGAACGCACUCUAACAAUGACGUUUGCAGCGUUCGAACCGGGUCUUACCGCCUUCGGCCACCGCAGGGCUUGAUGAGACAUUCGUGUGUUGACAAGUCUUGCGGUGGCCGAACUAUCUGGACAAGCUUUCAAAAAUAUUAACGAUGUUGAAAGUAGUUCAGGGAUGGUGUUGAAAGAACAAAUUCAAAGUUGGAAUGUGUCAGAACAAAAAUAUAAAGCUAACUUUUAUUAUCAACCUAGCGUCAACAGUCCACGACGUCAAGCAUGUUACCUCCAGCAUUGUUUAUCUUGAACUGUCAAACGCGUUCAAAAUAUGUUAUGCUAAAGGUAGCGAAUGUUUGACAUCGCCAACUGUCAAGCGCAGGGUUGCAAGUUUUCACGGAAAUUAACAAAUUUAAAUUUCAGAACAAAAUCUUCAGAACUCUUAAAAAUCAGUUUAGCUCCUUGAACUACUUUCCGCAUCGAAUUGAGUGACAUUCGCCACUUUCGGUGAGCUGUCACCAAACUUGUGUUCAACAUUUCGUUCGAAACUAAAGUGACCUACGCUAGAGUGCAGCACCUCGCGCCCGAAUGUGUUCGGCUGGGAGCACUUCCCCGAUUGCCCCCGUUAGGGCCACAUCUGCCAAAAUCGAACGUACAGUACCAACAGGGAUGUUACAUUAUUAUUUUUGAAACCGUAAAUGGAACACAGAACCACAGUGAAGCCACCAAAGCAGCAAAUAAGCUUGCCCCGCGCAGGCAAAAUAUUUGUGAUACUACAGCCACAGUUAGAAUAGUGACCAGAACGUGGUCACUCUCCUCGGCCCGCGAAGCAGCCGGAGAGUGGCCAACAAAUCCAGAUUUAUCUCAACACAACAAAAUCUUCAGUUACAGUUUUCAAACUUCAACGUUUGCCUCAUUUAGGAAGAAAUGUACUUCGAACAUCCAUCAAUCGAAAAAAAUUACGUCCAAACCAAUCAUUGACAGGAGUUUUCCCGACGGAAGUACCGCCCUCCGCGUAACACCUCGGAGCAACCACAACAACAACAACCGCGUGCUUCAAGUCGGAACCCACUGGACAAGAACCGUGCGGGGGUGACCACACCAUCCACGGUCAACGCCCCCCACGAAAACAUGUAUACUCGUCCUGGAUCUAACCAUCGAUCAAUUUGCAAACAGUCAACCAAGAAGAGAGGCACUUCCGGCGAGCGCCAUCUGCCCGGAAGUGCGGAACAUUUCUUGUCUCUGCAGCACAGUUACAGUAAAUUUGGUGUUUUCCGAAGCGAUUCUACCAGCCACCAGAGAAGAACAACCGAACAGAGAAGUUUCAGCAACAAAACAAAGCAAACAAAAACAACAACAACACGGAGUUUAACAACAUCAACAACAACAACAUUGCAGCAAACACAAGUGGUGGAGAGUGACGCACGUUGCUCGGUAGUCUCAGCGAAGAAAAAUAGUAGAAAAGGUCAAACCAGAGUGUGGACGAAUGAUAAAAUUUAAUAUUCGGCGAUAUUCACCGCUCGGUGGUGGUGCAAAAUGGGUUUUGAUCGAUCGGGAAUGGGAACUUUCGAGGUCGAAAUUACAUUUUGGGAAAUGUUACAAAAACAUGCUCAAGCAACGUAUUUUAAAUUUGGUACCAUUUAAAUAUCAGAAUCUAAAACAAUUUUGAAAACGUAUAAUUAUGAAAUCAAUGUAUUGAAAAAUAUAGCAUUUCAACGAUCUUAAUAUUUUUAAUAUAAUGGCAGUGUUGCCAGAUCAUCAGCCUUCAUGAUAAAUUUGAUAGGAUUUUCAUUAAGAAACCAAACAACAAUUUUCAGAAGUAGUUCCGGAAGUGAUUUUCAUCAAUUUUAGAAAAAUCAUAACAAUGAAUAGUUCCACAAAGUUACCUUUAAUCACGGCUAUUCAGGACAGUGUUUCCAGAUCAUUAAACCUUGGACUGAUUCAAAAAUUGUUUUUUUAUUCAAAAAUAUAGAAAAAAUUGUACAUCUUGCAAAAUUAUUCUUGUAUUAAUCAUUUGGGACAGGUCUCGACUUUUUUUUAAAGAAAAUUAUUAAAACUUAUGUCAAAUGACACCAACUCAGCCUUCCUCAAAUUAUCCAGUGACUUAAUUUUUAUGCAGAAAGAUUUCUCUUUCACGGAUUGGACUUUAAAAUUUAAGGAAAAAUUGUUCGAUCAUUCUCAUAGUUUGAACACUAAUCGUUGUGUAACAUUUCUCAAAUUUAUAAAUUAAAAAAAAAUCAAUUCAAUUCAGAUUUGUUUAAAAGGUAAAUAAACAAAAUACAAUUUGUUCUUUUCGCAUUUCUAAUACAGUUUUGUAAUCUUUUUAGCUAUGUUUUACAUAAAAAAAUCAUAUUGAAACUGUAACGGCUAAUAAAUGUGGUUUAUUCAGAUUAAAAACUAAAUUAAAUUUAAAAAAAAUGCCAGAUUUCCAAAAAAAUAUGAAACACUGCAAAUUGAUCUAAAUGUUUGAUUAUUUUAUUGAAGAAAAAAAAAUAUUUGAAAGCAUUUUCUUGUGUUCAUUUAGGAUACUUUUUAAUAAUUGUUAUUUUUUAAAUUCCUGGAUCAGAAAAGAUGUUUUAGAGAAUAUUUUACCCAAUAAUUGCUUCAACUAUUGUGGUAUUGUUUGUUUCAGCUUUAUGUGUCCAUGAACAAGAAAAUUUUGAACUUUUAAAUAGCUUACAAAUAAGCUUUUCACAAUGAAAUGAAAUGUUUCCAAUUUUGAUAAAUCAAUAAAAAAGGUUUGUGAUUCUACAAUUCAAUAUCACGAAUGCUUUACCGAGGUUUCAUGUUAUAACUUAGUCAAUAAAAAAGCUUGUUCUUCCGGAAAAAUCUUUAUCAGCCAAUUUCUACCGCAAAAGUGAUUUUCAAAGAAUAACUUCUUUUCAACUUUUGCAUUUGACAAAAGAAUAUGAAAAAAUUUACGCUGAUUUAAAGAACAAUAUUGCUUAAAUCUUCACAAAAGGGUUCUAAAACACUAUGUUAAUUUUAACAUACAACGAUAAAAGGCAUGCCAGAGAUCCAUUUUUGAUCACUUAUUUUUAUUCUUAUUAAAAUAAACUAGUCGAAAUUUUGCGAUAAAUCAUCUACAGUCCCCAUGGCUGCCAAACAAGAUUAUUUGUGUCAAAAAAGACCACAAUUACAAAAUUUAAUAAUUAAUUUUAAAAGUUCUUUUUUUACAUUAAUAAGCAAUCUGAACUCCACUGUUACUAUAAUUUUAAUUAGAAUGUUUGAACUUUAUAUCGAAUUGUUUUUAAUUCAAAUUCACACAAAUAAAGCAAUGAGGCAAACAAAAAAAAUACGAUUUUUGUAUGAAAAAAUUACUCAAACUUAAUCCCACUUGUGAUAACCUCAAAAUGAAGUAACUAUUGCCAACUUAACCGGCUCGUUUUCACAGAAUCAAAAUUGGAGCAAACAUGUAGUAAACCGUAACCCUUAUCAGACCAUCAAGAUUACGUGACUACUCUAGCCAAGGUUAUCAUAGCUUGGAGAAAUAGUUUGUGAGAAAAUCUAACAAACACAAAACUACCUUCACCACCACCGAGCUGCGCAAAGUUUUUUAGUUCAGCAACACAAACCACAAACCGUUUGGAUGUCAAUCUCUUGUUACAGCUAACGAAAAAAAGAAGAUUUUUUGUUGAAUUCCGAGCACACACACGUGUUAGGAAUUUUUGCGUUAGAUUUCCUGAACGGAGAAAAAAAAAAGGGAAACACUUUUGAGUUUCCUAUUGUAUGUUUACCACAGAAAAAAGAAAAACAAAAAAUACAAACAAAACCAAAAGUCAAAACGAAACAUAAUGAAAGAAAUCUACAAGCGCCGUUAGCAAAACAAAAUCAUUGCACACACAGCCGAAAUAGAAACAAUUUCAAAUCAAUAAUAAUUUCAACAAUAGUGCCAGAAAACUUUUACACAUUACAACUUCAACAAUACAAUCUUGUUUUCGAUUGCAAUAACACAAACGAUAUUUUUAAACAGAAAAUAGUAAGAAAACAAACCAAAAUGAAAAUUUACAAUAGUCAUAAUUGGAGGAAGACAGAGAACUUAAAAAAAUCACAAUACACACAAUUGAAGCCGAAACAAAUCAAAUUUAGCGUACACAAGUAAAAGUAAAAUACAUUGAAUCAAAUGUAAGUGGGUAAAACAAGAUAAGCCAGACAUCAUUUUAGUGUUAACGAUCAGUUUUAGGUAUAUCUAGCAGUUUUAAUAAUCAGAUUGGAUGUGAAAUGUAGAAAAAUUUUAAAACACAGCCGCCUGUUUCUGCUGAAACAAACAGGUAGAAUCAGCCAUCCUUGUACAUUGAUAACCUUAAUAAAACCAACUAAAUACGAAGAGAACACAAAACCAGACAGCAAACCGUGUCCGACAUCGGACGACAAGCCCUAAUAAAACAUUAAUAGCACAUGGUUUCAUGAGAUUUUCGUCUGCCAACCGUUUCCAAACAAUUAUAAUCACUCGAAAACACACCGUCACCAAACUGAAAAUAUAGUUAAGAACGAACACCCCCUCGCGAGAAUCUCUCCCUGAAAGAACGCAACAACAGCAGUUGAGGUCUUUCAGACAAUCGAUUGUAGAAAGAACAGAACACUUAUCCCUACCCACAUUCGCACACACACACACACACUCAAACCAACAGCAAAUAGCUACGUGUAAAUGGACAGUUUUCGUAAAUGUGUGAGCUCCAGUGUAAGGGGUGGAACGCCACGUCUGCCAAAAGGUCAACUAUUGGCGAUUGACCUUUGGUUCGAUCAGCUCCCAAGAUCAACCCAAUACAAAGUGUGUCAAAAACAACAACAGCAACAACAGCAUUGUAACAAAGGAGAGGAUUUUCGUUAUUUGUACAUUACCACUCAGAUAACACACACAUAUACAGACACGUGUGUAAGCAAAGGUGGGACACUUGGUGGGCAGCACCGACUUUGGGCGCGCUUCACUCAGCUCGAGCCACCGCCACGGCAAUCACCCUCCAGCGCUAGUCAAGGCAGCUGUCAAGGCAAACAAAAACAAAGCCGCCAGGGGUUGACGUUUCUCUCGGCCCGUGCACGCGCAUUUCUUACCACGCCGUGUGUCACAACAGGUGCUGCAACAACAAACGCGACCCCGCGACUUUGACAGCUAGCGUUCCGCCACGGGGCGCGCGCUCGCUAGUGUUUAUGAGCGCGUGAGUGCGGCUUGGUGUGUGUGUGCAAUUCGUAGCGAGUGUAUGCGCUGUGUGUUGCUGCUCGCAGCGUUCAACCUAGGUACGAGGCAGAACAAUGCGUAUAUUAAACAGAUGAAUAAGCACACAAAGACACAUUUAAACCAGCAGCAUGCAAUGUGAAAGCAUAAGCAAAACACUAACAAGUUAAGUAUAUGAAUCUAUCGAACGGAAGCAAUCAUUUUCCCAUACCACAAUGGGAGCCACAGUGGAAUAGGGGUUCGAGUGCGUAACGCCCUUCCUGGAACUGGGGCACCAACUGAAAGGACCUAGGGGGCUCGCCUUUUGACUUCCCUGCCCUGUGCAACCCCCGAAAGCAAUAGAAAUAAAGAGACUGUCGGUAAGACUAUCUCACAGCAUCCUACUGUGCCGUCACUGUUGAAAGCACAACACAAAAACAACAACAAAUACACCAUGAAAGGGUAUAAACAAACCGAAGGAGUAAACAAUGAAAAUCAUAAAAUAAACAGCAAUAUCCGAGCUGUAAUAGGCAAAACCAUGCUGUCACUUUGGCACAGCUCCACAAACACAAAGAUGCAAACAGUCGCUCAAUGCAAGCGAGAGAAAAAGAUUGUCAAAACAACUGUGACAGUCCCAGCAAAUAAACAACAAAAAACAACAUCAAUCGUUUUGUUUUAGAGAAUCGUUUCCCGUUCAGUUCGAUUUGUCAUGUUCAAAGAAAGAAAAAAAUAGUUUCAACGAAAAAGCCCUCGAGAAAACCAAAACGUCACAAACACACGAACACGUCUUGAACAGUUAGGAAAUACGAAAAGGAACAAAAACUGCUAAUUUGAAGUGUUAUAGUUGCGUUUUACAGUUUCAAUAUUUUUAUCUACUUUUUCGUGGAAUCUAAAAUCUACCUCAAAUUAUUAUAUAUUUUAAAGCAAAUUUAAAACAAAAAGUAACGUCAAAUCAAGUGAAAUCCUAUUGAACAUGUAAGAAAAAUAUAUUAAAAUUAUUAGUAAGAACGAAGAUCAAACCAAAACGAUAUCAUUUUAAGUAAUUAUUUGCGUUUGGAUUUCUUAACUAUUUUGAACCUGAUUUAAAUCUCCAACAGUGAGAAAUCUGUAAAAAUAUAAACAUAAAAACCCAAAACUACAGUAAAAGUCGGCUCAACAAAGAAUACCAUACAGCAGAUGACUAAGUUACAUGCAAAGAAAGAUAGCUUUUGUUUGGUGGGAUUUUACAAAACAAUUGCUGCAACGAGCAUACAUUUUGACACACACUUUUAAAAAGGUCGAACGAAUAAGUUUUCAAAACAACACCAUCAAAACUUGGUUUAAGCAUUCUACCAAAAUCAAGGUUGAGCCAGACUCAGUUUAAUCUUUCGGAUCAGCAAAAUCAAGCAAAACCAGCCAGUGAGAGGAAAUCCACUGAAUGCAUCUGAAAAAGAAAAAAACUGUAUGUUUAUGUUCCCACACAACGCCAACAUCAACCAAACCAUCAAUAGGAAACUGUUGAGUGAAAAUUGUAUCAAUAUUUUGUUUUGUCGAAAAGUUUCUGUAAGAUCCUUACAAGAACUAGGAUGAACGUUUCGUUUUUUUCCCAACCUGAUUUGUCGCAGCUUAGCUGCUCUUUUGUAAAGUAAAUAACUUGCAAGUCCUUAAACUUUUACAUUAGUUGAUAGUUAUUUUAACAAGCUAAGUUAAUGUGUACUAGUUGUAGAUCUUUAUGAGUGAAUGCCAUAUUUACUUGUAGUAAUUUGAAAAAAAAAACUAGGAUUAAAUUAAUAGAACGAGAGUUAUUAAGAUCCAAUCGCAAGCAAAUCCGAAAGCUGACAUCAAACAUCGCCAAAGAUUGCGAAUCGAAUGGUUCCUAGCCACACCUUAGGCCCAGAGACCCUCGCCCUCGAUCCUCUCGAGUAACAUCAAGCAUUCGGCAAAUGAUGCACCAAACAACGCAACUUGCCAACCACCGUCAGCACUGUUCAGCACUGUCAUCUGCUGGAGGAUCGAACGCGUGCUGUCAGUCUCAGACCUAUCGAGUGCGACGCGGUGCUGCCACCCGUGGGGAGUAGCGAAAACACUGACAUCUCGGUUUGCCAGCACUUUCACAGGGUCAUGCAUCGCUAGCGAACCACGCUCGAUCUGAUGCAAUUUUAGUGAGAACAGUUUUCUGGUUUUCUAGCUUACUACUGCUAGCAAACAGCAAACACAAAUACAUAUACGAAACAGAAACAAGGCAAAAUCAAAACACAGAAAAUGAACAAAUUUCAAUCAAUCUUAUUCAAAGUAAAGCAAAUGUUUGGUUAAUUGAUUUGUAGAUAAAACAAAGUAGGAAUGACCAAAAUCAAAAAAAAGAAGGAAUAUAUCGAACAACUUAUAAAACAACAUCCAUGGGAGCACAACAUCCAGCUCAAAACAAACCACUUGAUUGUAUGAUUUUCUAAUAUUGUUUACAAACAAAAUCUUUUGAAUUGGAUAUGCGAAAUUUUCCCUUUGGGGAAUCGUUCGCUUGUCUAAUAUUUUAAAACAAACAUCACAAAAACAGAUUAACAGAGAUAGUAACAGUUUUGGCCAUUUUUUGGAAAACUAUUAAGAAAUAACAUUUACCGGACAUUUUUCAAGAUGAUGAAUCGUCAGGGCAAUGCUUUGAAAGAUUCAUCAUUUUAAGUCGUUUCUUUUUUGGGAAAACAUUUGAUUAACAUUAAACAGAUUUAGUUGAUUUACACACAACUGCACACACAUUUACUAAGAUUUGAAACGGAAUAGGUACAGCAAAUACCCAUUCCGAAGGAUACAUCAGCGAAGAUAAGUCAUGGAAAGAGAAAGGUCAACAUCUGGAAGAUAAGAAGAAGCAUGGAAACACCUGGAAAAGAAGAUAUACAGCAAUAGAUAUGAAAGGACAUUCCUUAUUAUUUCUAUAAGGGUGCUUACAAAACGAAACAAAUAAACAAGCUACUAAAAACAACAAAUAGGCGGUCAAAAUUCAACUCAAAAUUCAACAGUUACAGUUAAUUUGUCAAAAACAAAUGCAAAAUUUAACACACAACUCAAAAUUUAAAUUGUCGGCAAAAUUCGAACGAAAACAUUGUCAAAAUUGAAUCAAAAAUACGCUACCAGGAAACAAAAACAAAAAAGAGGAGAUGGGACAGACUGAAGCAGAACGAGUUUGAUCAAAGCUAAAAUGUCGGGAGCUUUGACAACUUCAGGUUCUGUCCCAAACCAAAUCGAACAACUACAUCGUUCAAGCAGCAAGGCAUCACUUUGUGAAAUGAUUUGGAAUCGAUUAAUUUACUCCUCAGUUACAGAUUCCAACCAGUAACAACAAAAUACUAACCACAAAAAAUACAGUUUAGACUAGCAAAAACAAACCAACUGGAAACGACAAUAUACCACAGGAAAAAAAUAAGAAAUUUGACGAGCAAACACACAACAUUAAGCAUUUUCGAAGAUGCAAAGGAUAGUAUUUGGUUCGGACAGCGCUAAUUUUUCGGAACUUUUGGAGACAAUUUUUUGACUUUGUGUUCAUCACUAGGAAAAAAGCAACUAAAUAAAAACAAAAACAAACGAAAACAAAACAGUUGAAAAGCAACAAAACAAAAAGAAACAAGUGAAAUAUCACGUUCUCGGCAAUGUUUGGGAUUCCCGGUCUAAAGAAAAAAUAUCACGAAAAAAGUACAAGCUUAUUUGAAGCACCUUCGCGCCUUAUCUUUAAAGAGAAAGUAUGGAGAAGCAAAAGAAAACAAAAAGAAGUAAAUAAGAGUAAAUAAUUAAAUCUAAAGCAAAAACAAAACGGAAAACAUACAUUUAAACCAAUUUUGAGGAAACAAAUCUAAACAUAAAGAAGACAAAAAGAAACAAAACCAAUUGUGUGUAAUUUUUACCAAAAUCUGCCUUAAAUUAUAUUUUCUUAUAUACAAAAAGUACAUGAUUGCAAAAAAAAAUGCGUCAUAACCAUGUGAAUAAGCAAAAAUAAAGAAUAAUAAAUUAAUAAAAAUCCUACUAGUGUGAUGGUUUGCUAUACGACUGAAUAAAAGCAAACUGAUAAAUCGAAGUAAAAUUGUAACCAAUACGCAAUUUAGUGGAGAAAAAAAAAACACGCGACAAUUGUACGAUUUAUAGCUUUUGUUCAUAAGAUCGAGCAAAGAGUUUUGAGCUAUCUUAUGAAUUUGAUGUUGUUCGAUAUUUUUGAAAACGCUUAAAGUUCGUAUUCUCGGAAUGUAUUGUUUUCGUUUAAAGUUCACAGACUUUUUUUUUAUUUUAUCGAAAAAAACUUUGAUGUUUUUUGUUUCAAUUUCGACUUAAUCCUAGAAAAUUAACAAACAAUAUAGUGAACGCAACGUUUGGCAGCAAAACAAAAAUUCUAAAAGCAUCAUCUUUCAAGAAACACGAACACAAACAAAUACACUGACAUUGACACACGAACGCAAGUAGGAAACCCGAAAACUAAAGCAAACCAAGCCAGCAAACAUGUUGCACAACCGUUUCCGCCACCUGGUUGCUGCAACUGCAGUGCAACAUGUUUGCUGCUCGACAACUCACAGACACAAUGGGAGCGUAGUUUGACGAAGCUGCGGAGAAGAAGGUGGAGAAACGCACUAGGAGCAAGUUUGUUUUGUUUUUAAGCUUUAUUUAGUACAUCAUUCUAAGUAUCAGAGAGAUUUUAACAAGAAAAAGCAGAGAGAAAGAGAGAGGGAGACGAAGUAAAGAUCGAAAACGUAGCUGAGAAAUAAAGAAGAUCACAAGCAAACAGCAAACAACAUCAAAACAAAACAAAAGGGGCAAAACGGCGAGUAUAAAAAAAACACACACACAUACACUUUCACUGUACUGAGUAGAAAAGAGAAGGAGCACAAGAAGAAGAAGGAGAAAAAGAGUAACACUGGAACAUGAAGGAGACAAAUUGCAAACAGAAACACAUGCAUUCUGGUUGAUGCACAUCGAGAAGCCCAGUUGACGUGGUACGUCAAUGGGUGUUAAAUACAAAUAAAAAAAAUCAUAAUAAUUAAAUGAGGGAUAACGAAAAGACUUGCAAAAGUUCUUUUUUCGAUUGUGGGAUGUAGUAUAUGUACAAUUGUUGGAAGCCAAACCGAGGAAAGGAAGACUUUCUGGAAAAUUUAUUAUAAUUAAAUGCCAACCAUGGUAUACUUAAUCACAAAAGUCAGAUCUGUAAUUUAAUCCCAAGAGCAAAAAAAAAACAAAGAAAAAUUCAGAAAAUAGUCAUGGUAGCGGUUAUUUCUAAAAAAUAAAGCAAGCAAACCCCGUCAACUCGUUGACAACCGUUUGCGAACAAAACAGGCAAAUUCAACACUUUCGGAUCCGGCAGAAAGAUUAAAAGCACGACGGGCCACGUGCGGCCUGGGAUGUCCCUUUCCGGGCUGCCAUGGCCCGUUGGAAGAGACGUUUUAGUUCUGUAUUAUCCUUGGUUGAUACACUGGUUUUUGGUUAAUUGUAACGGUGAGAGAGGCGACAGGUUCGUUUUCUCUCUUGCCAUAUUUUUCACCACAAAACACACACCUACACACACACAGGUGAACAAUUCAAGCGGACAAACACACACACACACACACAAACACACCGAUACAGAGAAAUAAUCUUUGAUAUUUAUGAUUUACAGGAUGCCACCAUCAAAAAUGCGCCACAAGUCAGCAUGUCCCCACUUCUUUCGGGAGGGCUCAUGUUGACCUCGCGACGCACGUACGACUUUACUGUUGAAGGACUUCCGGCUGCGGAGGAUCCGGUUCCGGCUCCCGGUCGGAAGUUCUUCCUCUGUUUAGAAGCGAGUCAUUUGUACACUUUUAGUUUCCAGAGUCGUUUACGAUUGAGUUUACAACUCUUUAGGAAUUCAUAAUUGAAAGUGGAUUAUUUUUCGAAAAAUGAUUAUGAAAUGUUUGGAAGCGCAAAUUAACAGUUAAAAGGUGCGCGAUUUCAAGUUCGCAACAUUGGAGAAUGUUGGCGUUUAGUUACCUUGGUUAAAUUGGAAAUUUUUCGACCAAAUUCCAAAUCUUUCCGAUGCUAGCAAAAUUCAUUGAACCAGUUGACUGACAACGGAAGGGAUUGCCUUCAACAGCUGCGUUGGUUGAGUGUGGUAAUAUUUUCGACGAAACUAACAAAUUUUUUGUGACACAAAUUCAUGUUUUGUCAACUAUACCAAGUUACUAGCCUGUAGUAACAAGUGGAAAAAGUUCGUUCGAGAUUUGGCUUCAGAUAUAUAUUUUUUAUGCAAUGACACUACAGACUUUUGAAAAAUUAUGCAUAAAGAAAUUCUUUUCAAUCCAUGUUAUAAACUGAACCAUUUUGGAGAAAAACCACCCAAUUUAUUUUUUACCUAACAGUUUCAAGUCAAAAUAUCAAUGUUUUGACAGCAGUGAUGUUAACCGAAUCUGGAACGCCUCUAGUGGAGAAUAGAAAAGUCAGAUUUCAAGUCUGCCUAUCAGAUUUUAACAGUUCAAUCUUCAGCAAAAGUGUUACACUGAGAAAAAAAUUAAUUGAGGAUCAUUUCAAAGCGGUUUAAAGCUUAUUUCAAGAGAAAAAUGAUCAUUUUAUCAUCAUAGAAAACUUUAAUACAAUCACACUCAAUCACGGGCAAAAAGUCCCUUCGAUUUUUUCAAAUUUCGAUUCAAAAUAGCACCUUUGGCUUCGUACUUUCGGAUGUAAUUCUCCCGGUUUAGAGAAUAUGUCACUCAACAGUAAAAUGGUUCAAAAUUCGAAACGAAAGUAUCAAUCACGCAAAUUACACACGAAAUCAACUACUUGUCUAUUGGUAAGAUACACACUAAAUUGAGAUAAUGUUUCGACAAAAAAUGUAUUUUGCACAUCACAGUCGUACCGAGACCUUCGAAAAUGAUGCGAUGCAAAAUGUGUGAUCAGCACAACACUCUUCAUGAUCAUUUUGACGAAAUAAUAGCUUCAAUGAUGAAUAGCAACAAACCAAAACAAAAACAAACAAAAGAUCGACAGCAGUCACAACACACACAACCGGAGUUCAGUUGGCGAUCGUACCCACACAAACGGUCGAGCAUUCUCAAAACUGAAAUAGCCAUGUUUUUUAUCUCUGACACAAUCCAAAACCGUUCUCGCAAUAGUCAACAAUGAAGGCAAUCAAAAGAAAUAAAACCAAAAAGAGUUUAAAGUUUUGAGUUUUCUGUUCGCCACGUGUGCGCGGAAAAAGGGCGGCGUGAACUCGAUUUGAUCGACCUAAAUUUUGCAAAAGGGCUAAACCAAACGUUCAAACACGCAUCUCGCUGAGCUGUUUGUUAAAGUUCGGAGGUUACGCCCUUUUUAAAGCAUAAAUGUUGAAGGUAAACUAAUCGUUUCGAGCAACUUCACGUUGAUGCCCACCCCAAAGUUGGGGCCGAGCAAAAGUACGCAAAGUAAGGCGCACGUGGCAGCAAUUCUGGAGCGAAAAGCGCGCUUUUUUAAACACGUUCCGGCAAUCGGCGUUUCAACCAUUCACGUUUGGCAGCGAAAUUGCAAUAGCAACACAGUCACAACCACGAGUCAAAAUUAGUAUCAAAAUUGAAAGAAACCAAAAGCAGCAGCAGCAAAAAAGAAAAAAAACGUUUUUAAAACCAAAACACGGCAACACACACUUGGGCCACUACGUCCGAUCUAAAGUGCCUUCAAGAAAAAAAAUAAUAAUAAAAAUAUGAAAUGUUGAUUUUUACGAAAUGAAAAGUAAAUAAAUAAGUUUUAUAUACAAAAAAAGAGAGUAAAAAAUAAAUAAAAAAACGGGCCCUUUAAUAGACUUCUCGCCCCACCAAAAUGCGCGACUGUUUGUGUGCGAUCCGGUGUUGUUUUUCUGAGUUGUUAAGUAAAAUUCACAACCACAACCACAAAAAAUACAAAAUCAUUCAAACUGCAUGCAAUAGUAAAACCGGGCUCUUUUGUUUCUCACACAUACACAUCCACAAAGCGACAGUAACAAAACUUUAGAAAUAACACGACGUAUGUACUAUGUCAACCAAAAAAAUAAUAAUAUAGACGUAAGAUUACAUGAUAAAUAUGCAAACAGAAAACACGGAAAUCCAAAAUUGUACUGUUACGUACUAUGUGAAAGUAAAACAGAAAACCAAAAAAAAAAAAAACAAAAAAAAGUAUGAUAUACUCUCACAGAUUGUCAUUUAUGUAAAACUACCAGGACACAACAAAAAUCACACUCUGACAAUGUGAAAGACAACAGAGAGAAAGUCAACAACCAUUUCUAUGGACUGGCAAGGCAAAGUAAGGGAAAACAAAAUAAACAUUUAAAAACCAACCAAAAGUCGAGAAAAGCAUAGCAAGUAGUACUCAAAUAAAUAACGCAUACUAAGAGAAGAAAACUUAUUCAACCAAUCUACGAACACACACGAAUCUUAUAAAGUAUUAUAAGCCAACUACCAAUUCUAUUACCCAUUUGUAAUCAAACAAUUGAGUUUUGUUUCUUUUUCACGCAAAAGUGCGAAUCUCAUACUCACUCCCACACACAUUUAUGACCCGAGAUGAGAUGUCGUCCGAGGACGACAAUGUAAUGUUAUUGUUUUAGACGCAUUUUCUAAGUUAAGAACCUUAUCCUCAUUAUAAAAACAGCAGCAGAACAAAACAAAAGAAUCCUAGAGGAAAACAACAACAACAGCAGCAGAACACACAGAACACAGAACACAAGCUCGUUACUAAUAAACAAGUAAAUGAAUGCGAAACGAUUGUAACACACACAAAUCUCAAAAAUGAAAGAAAAAUUUCCAAAAACUUAUCAAGAAGAGGCAAAAAAAGCGAAGAUGAAGAAGAUGAUGAUGAAAACCGGUGUUUAAGCAAGUAUGAAGAACGGAAGGAGAGUUUUAAACUGUUUACAAGCAGGCAGAAUUGUAAUCAGUAAUUCCAAACAGAAAAAUUUUAAUGCAUACCAACUAUAAACUUUUAAUUAUUCCUAUAUUGCCAUAACCGAACGACCGAAUGGGCUCAGAUUAGUAAAGUCUGAGAUCGCGAGUGGAAAAUAACGGAGACAAACAUAACGAUAUAGUUUUAACAAGCUUUUGUUUGAGUGUAGUAUGAAAAGAAAAAAAAAGAUUAACGUAAAUUAUGUUCUAAUUUGUUACAGUUUGAUUGACUCUGAAGCUAUCAGUUACCAAAUACGCGUGCGAAAGCACUUUCGUAGUCGAAAUAAUCUUAGUUCAAUUUUGUAUAAAAACUAAUCGAAGAAGAACACAGAAAGGUCUCUGCAAAACUACGUUCUGUUGCAUCUCAUUUGUUGAUUCUGUUAUUACUUUCGAAUUAGGUCUUUGUUUAAAUUUAAACAACAACAGAAAACAUCUCGUAAAAACAAACGAAUGGAUUACCAAAAUCCACCUUUGAGUUACUGACAUCGGAAUGAAUUUGUAUUGAAGAAUCGUCAAUUUAAUCAAUCCAAAAUGUGUAAGAAGAGAGGGAAAACCAAACAGAAAAAAAAGAAAACACUAACAAUGCUACUAUAAUUAUCGAAGCAAAUUGUAAUUGAAACAGAAUCAAUGUGAACAAAAUAACUAGGUUUUUAUUUGAAAAUGGAAAAUAAUUAUCGCAGAAGCAGCAAGCAACAAAAAUCCAAUAAUUAUUCAAAUUACAAUUAUAAAAAUAAACUAAAGCAAAAUGCAAAUCCGCGCCCGGCCCAGUGAGCUUUCGGACGAGCCGAUUCGGGUGCAGAGUCAACAACUAUCUUUAGUAGCGUUAAGGGAAGGUGACUUUUUGCGGUGACAAGAUGGCGGCGCGACGCCACAUGCAGGCAGGCCGGUUGGACGACCAAAGCACAAUGUCGGAAACGUUCAAAAUUCGACCAAUUUCGGUGCCCCCUUUUUCGGCCAAAAGUUUGUUGACUUUGUACACAACUUGUAGCAAUCGGCAAACUUCCCCCAGGUGGAUAGGCAAAAUUCGACAAAAAUAAGAUAAAUUUCGAUUUUUUAAAAUGUUUGGAAAAAAAUUGUGCCCUACCGAGCGCAGGAAAGGAUUCGCUCCGGGUUUGGUUCCGGAGCUGGACGGAAGAAGGCUUUUUUGAUGAUUCCUAUGAACGACUCCUGACACCACGAUGACCGCUCGGACACUCGGUCUGCGGUCGGGUUUGCGGAACUACUUAUUUUUUGUAAUCUAAUUUUAAUCACAAACACACAUUCACACAGAAACACAAACACUCAUAUGUAUUUAUUCUCUUAUUAAAAUGAAUGAAAAAAAAAAUAAACACAGACACAAACAGUAAAUAGUAACAAAUAAUCAGAAAUAUUCAAAAAUUAUUUCUCAGCAGAACAAAACCUAAGAGAAACCAGGAUUCAAGCAGUACGCAAACCGAUACCCAAAAUCAACCAUAAAAAAUAGAACACACUUUUCAAUUAACGGGCAUGCUUUCAUCGUAAACAAAACAAUUACAACAAAACAGUAAAACGAAGCAAAAAAAAAACAAUAUAAUACGAACAACUUUCAGCUACUCUAAUUUGAGCUCAUUUCCAGAACAUCAUUUAUCGUCAGUCUAAUCUGAACCAUAUUUUGGCACAAUUUUGGCGCAUUUGAAGAUAUGCAUGACACCGAAAUCUGUAGUGGACACACGUACUACUUGCAUAACUAGUAUUUGGUCAACUCAGCCAACAUUUCAAAAGCAUAAGAAGCAAAGCAAAUUUUAAACCAACACACAAACACACAAACACACUUGCAAACCAACGGAAGUAAAAAAAACUAAAAAAUACAGAAAAAAAUAUUUUCGGUACUACUUGGGAGUUUUUGUUUAUAUUUUGUAAUAUGUAACUACCACACUUGUUUUCCAUAGAAAGUUUUGUGAGAGAAAGAGACAACAGAAAAAUCAGUAUACCGAUUCACAAUAGCAAAAGGGUUUGGGCAAAUUCACACAAAUACACCUACAACACGCACUCACGCGGAGCGGUAACAGCAGGCACUCAUGUUUUGGUGAAGCGAAACUCACCACCACUUGGACGCAAACGCAAAACAUGAACAGAGCAGCUGCUACCGCGUGUAAAAGAGGUAUGCAAAGAUCAAAACAAUAGUACCAAAUCGACGAAUACAUACGAAAAAGGAACACAAAAUUACCGCAAAGCAAAAAAAAAAUCCCACAAACAGCAAACGUUUAUACUAUGUAUGACAAACAAUAGACCAGAAGGUAUCCGGCGCCUGUACAGAGAAAGAGAGAGAGAAGAACGAGAGAGAAAACAAUUGACAGCUCUCUCAAAAUUUCCACCAGAAAAAACACACACACACAGAGAAACAGGAAGUCCGAAAAGUGUCGGCCACUUCCGGCGGCGGGUACUGAUUUCUAAUUGAUUUGCUUUCAUUUUUAUCGACUCCAAACGAAACGUACUCGAGGGGCAACCCCCCCUGCGUGGACAUCCAGAGAUGACGUAGUGACUAAUCUUAGCCGCGUCCUCGGAGCGUUGGAGUUAGGAUGUAAAUAUUUAAACACACGUUUAUUUACCGAUUUUCAUUUUUAACAACCGAACACACACAAAACUUCUCGGCGCAGGAUUUUUCUCGUCGGGAAAAUAUAUUUUUAAGUUGAAAUAGGAUAAAGUACCUAAAAAUAUUUGAAAGAAAAGCAGAAAAAACACAGAAAUAGUGAAAAAAUUAUCUUAAAACCACUCAAAAGUAAUGUAGUUUGAAAUCUUUUGCGAAAAAAAAAAAUGAGAAACAUUUGUGCCAAAAUUUUUCACAAAAGCGAAACCAAAAACAACAGUAAUUGCUGGUAAUAAUGACACGCUUACGAGCAAAAUUGGAUUUUGUUAUGUAAACCACCCCUUCACAGAUUUGGGCUGAACGUUUUCGGUACACUCAUUUUUUUCUUCCUCUAAAGUUUCGUUUUCUGUAUUUUACCUAUCCACUGUAUAAUGGGUAAAGAUGUGCAAUAUGAAUUUUUCUGUAACAAACACCAACAGCAAGGUGACAAAAACAAGAGAAAACAAAAAAAAACUAGCGAUCAAAAGAUGUAAACAAGUAACAACCAUUUUGGCGAUUUUUCAAUGCUCUUUAAAAAAAGAUUCUUUCAGUUAUUUUUAAUUGCAAAUAUGAACACACACACACAUAAUAGUCCAUUCGGAGAAACUUAUAUCAAUGUGUCAAAUCUAUCGUAACAAGACAGCAGCAAAAAAGAAGCAGAAAUCCAAAAAAAAUAUUGCAAGACCCAAAAAGCAUACAGUCACAGUUUGAAGAAACAAAAAAAAAGAAGCAAAUAAAUAUAAUCAGUAAAAUCUUACAAUGUGUAUCACCUAACAACCAUUACUAACAAUAACAAGAAAGGAAAUAGCAUCAAAUAAUAAUCGAUAUUGAAGACAACUACAUUUACCAUCGCAAAUAAAAACAAAACAGGGAAACGGUUGAAAAUAAAACUCAAACACAGAAAACAACAAUAGCAAACGGUUAAUUUUGUGCAACUCCAGCUCAUAUAAAUGCUGAAGAGUGGUGUUUCUUCCCCGAAGGGAACUACUUUUGCGAGCAGUUUGUUUUUGUUUUGUUGGAAAAUCCCUGUUGGAAAUGGUGAUUCCAAUGACAAAUCGUCCAAUAAAUAUGGAAGGCUUGGCAGUCGAAUCGCCUGACAGGAGAGCUUAAGUUUGCCAAACAAAAGAGAAAUAUUUCGGAGCGAAAUUUCAAAUUUGAGAUUGAUGAAAUCCUUUUGGAAAAGCGUACAAAUGAACUGAAAUUGAGACUUUUAACUAAUAUUGAAAUUUUUUAUUGAUAAACGAAGGCAACGAUUUAUUUUCGUUCCAAUUUGUUUAACUAAUUGAUCUUGUAAUUCAACAGUUUAGAUACUAGUAGAUUUCUGCAAAACUGACGUGUUUGAACGCUCACCUUUGGCUGUAUCUCAAUUUCUGGAAUCUCAGCUACUUUAUUUGAUAAUCACACGUGUAAAACGUCACUCAAUUUGAACAAAUUUCCACUAAAGCACAGUUUAAACCACUGGGAUCAAAACAUUUUAAAUUUAAAGUAAAAUUUGUUAUUGUUUACAGCAUUUUUCGACUCACAUUUUGACAGAUGAUUUCAAAAAAGAACUUGAACGCCCUCAACGCCCCUAGUGACGUCUAGCGAAAAUAUUUCGCAAAUAAUGUUGCCAGUUUCAUUGGUUAUACCUAAGCAUAAAGUUUUAUCAAUAUUUUUAACCAUAAAUGAAAUUAAUGAUUAACAACGGCAAGAUCAAUGGGAGCUUUACUUAAACAAAUUUAUAUACUUUCUGGGCUUGGGUUCAGAAGGCUACCAUUGGCACCUUCUGACGUGAGAUUUUUUGACAGGUCAACAAUCCGCAAAAGCUCCUUACAAAUCCAUCUGCUCGUAAACAAAAAUUGUACAAAACUUACUCAGAGGUUCAAAUGGUAGGCUUUGAAAUAUAAUUUUUUGUAUUUUUAUUGUGAAAAUGAUGGUAAAAUUGACCCUUUCUAAAAAUGCUACCAAUUUGACAAAUAAUUAAAAUGAAAUCAACGAUCCCUACCAUUACACCAAACCUGCAAUAAUGACAUUUUGAACACUCAAACAAAUCAGUAAAUAUUUCGAAUCGAAGGAAUUUUCCAUCAUGAAGUUUGUUUUUAAAUAAAUAAUAAAAAAGCUCGCAAAAGUUCAAUACCACUCUCUGGCGUUUGACCUACUCAACACUAACAAUAGACAGGUUAACAAUAGUGCGGCCCAUUCCAGGCAACCAAACCAGGGAACAAAAUUUGUCGCAAUCAAAAAGCAAAAAAAAACAUUAUUCGGACGGUUUAAUUUUUCGGUAACUAUCAAUACAAAACAACUGGCAAACAACUUUUGACAAACUAUAACGAAACAGAUUUGGGCAAACAACAAGAACACAUUUCGGUCGGAAAACAUGUUUUUUUAGAAUAAAAAGUGUUGAUUGUUUUCAAACUUUCGUUUGUUGUUUUUAAUGUCGUUUUCAUCGAGACAUGGAGUUAGAUUCUCAUACAAUAUUUGAGCAUUUGUUUCUCUUCAGCGUUCGUUUGAGUUCUAUUAUCACUGUUUAGUUAGGUUAUCUAGCAGACGAGAAAAUAAAAACAAAAUAUUGAAGAAGAUCAUCAACAAUUCUAACAACAUUCAGAGCAGAGAAGAAAGAAACAUUCGGGAAGAAGUUAUGUUUUUGGAAAUUUUGACGAAAGGCACAAAUACAAAAAGGCGACAAAAGCAAAUCAUUCAGAUACUGGAAGUAAAAAAAUAAAUAGUCAGGCUACAAAAAAACAAUCACAACAAAACAUCAAGUUUAUUAGUUCCCUUUGGUUACAAGUUAUGGAAACUGGUAGUUAAAAAGACUUAUUAAUAUCGUGGAAAACAAAAACAACUUUUCAGAACAACAACAAAAGCGAAUAAUAAUUGCGCGCAAAAAGAAAAUCUUUGGAACAACACGUUAAAAAAAACGCAAGCAAGAUCAUGGAAAGAGUUACUAAAAGAAACGAAAACAUCAACAGAGUAAAAUAAUUUCGAAGAAAGCAAACAAAAAAUGCAAUAACAGUUCUUGGUCAGUGGUUAAUGAUGGAAAAUGAUCCUUGUUCUUCCCAGCCAAAAUCAUACAAGAAUUAUAUAAAAUGGUAAUACUCUGUAAAAAUACUUUCUAGCAAGCAAAAAAUAAACUGUACAACACAGAAAAAUGAAACGUCAGAAGAGUAUUUUUGUAUCAAUAUUUUGUAAACGUUUGUGUAUAGUAACUUUACGAAUAAAACCAGAAAUCCAGAAAGAAAAAAAAACAAAUAUUUAGGCAAAACACAUACGUUAAAGCAAAAAAAAAGUAUAGAUAAAGAAAUAAUGUGGUUACACUGUAAAACUUUCGGCAUACUUACUCUUAUUUGUAACAAAAGUAAAAUUGUACAUUUAGGCAAGAAAAAUAUCCACUCCAAAUAUAACUACAUACAAAAAUAACAAUUUCGGCAUACAAAAUUACUCAUUAUGUAAAUAAAUUUGCACCCACGGAAGAAAGGACCAUUUUCCAACCUUCAACACACAGCCAAGUUGUGCUAUCUGCGUUCCAAAAUCUCUUCUCAUUGUUGAGAAAUAUGAAGUUAUGUGAGCGAAACGUUAAAGAAAAUCUAUUCUGAGUGAAAAUUAUAAGUUUUACAAAUGGCAAAAUGAAAUCAUUUUGAAACUAGAAGCGAAAGUUAAAUUAAAAAAAAGCAAAAACAAAAAAUGUCCAAAUCGUCAUGAUACAAGACGAAGCAUUUAUGCUAAUAAUCUUUAUUAAACGAAGAUUCUACACUGAGAGGAAUAAAACAAGACAAGCUAAUUUUAGAGAAAAAAAAUUGCUGAUGUUUUAAAAAGAGGGAAAUACAACAGUGUAGAUGAAGAUUAAAUCGUCGGAUCAUGCCCGUAUGAAAACGUACAAAAAGUAAAGAUGUCUUUAUUUCAAAGCGAUUUUCUUUCUAUUACUAAAUUAAGUGAUGAUCUUAUUGUAAAAUCAGAAGAAAACGGUGAAAUCUAGUAUAAAAUAAAUUGUGAGCGGAACAAACGUUGGGAAAAUCGAAAUCAGACAACACGAGAGAGGGUUUUGUUAAACAAUGUAACAUUUAACAGUAUAUAUAAAGCAUGAACAUACAACUUUUACGUUUGAGAAUAUUUUUUCUCAAAAUUUCUAUCAAAAUUAUUAUUAAAAUUUAAGAGACAAAACAAAAAAAA
Culex pipiens pallens (northern house mosquito) is the source of this 40609-nucleotide messenger RNA. RefSeq names its product homeobox protein prospero (gene pros). Gene Ontology annotation, biological process: regulation of transcription by RNA polymerase II. Gene Ontology annotation, cellular component: nucleus. Gene Ontology annotation, molecular function: RNA polymerase II cis-regulatory region sequence-specific DNA binding; DNA-binding transcription factor activity, RNA polymerase II-specific. The transcript has 6 exons. NCBI's taxonomy places the organism in Eukaryota, Metazoa, Arthropoda, Insecta, Diptera, Culicidae. The coding region runs from base 2967 to 7346 and encodes 1459 amino acids. The record is from RefSeq and is a predicted model, not a curated record.